AUGAAAUUCGACACUUUUCUUGCAACAGUUGGCGAUUGGGGUAGAUUUCAAAAAGUAAAAUAUACUAUUAUUUGUUUGACAUAUAUGUUACCACCAAUAAUGGUAUAUACUUAUACAUUUACAGCAGCUCAACCAAAUUUUCGAUGUCAAAAUCCUGAGUUAAUGUCACUUGAUAGUUAUAAUGAAUCAUUCAAUAAAUUCUUUGAUUCGAAAUAUAAACCAACAGAAAAUCAAUGUCUUAAUCAAAAAAAAAGUAUAUCACUUAAAGAAUGUGAACGUUGUUAUAUGCAACCAUCAGUCGAAUUUCAUGCAAGGAGUAGUCAAUCUAAUAGACAAUUAGAACCAUGUAAUAAAUUUGUUUUUGAAAAAGUUGAUUAUGAAAAAACAUUAGUUGAAGAAUGGAGUCUGGUUUGUGGUCAUGUGCCUUAUCGUUCAGCCGUACAAAUGUUUUUUUUUGGAGGUUAUAUGGUUGGUUCUAUAUUCUUUGGAGUAUUAGCUGAUAAAUAUGGUCGUCGUCCAAUAAUGAGUGUUAGUUUUAUUCUAAUGAGUCUUUCAGGAUUUUUAUCUGCAUUUGGUCCACAAGCUGCAUUAGGAUUUUGGCCAUCGUAUAUCAUUUUUAUAUUAGCUCGUUUUUUACUUGCAUGUUCAACACGAGGAAUAUCUGUAUCUGGUUUUGUACUUGGUUCAGAAAUAGUUGGACCAAGUAAACGUUUAUUAACUGGAAUUGUAAUUGAAUAUUUUUUUGCAUUUGGUCAAUUACUUCUUGUUUGUUUUGCAUAUUUUAUUCGAACAUGGAGAUCAUUAACAUGGGCUAUUUCAUUAUUUACUGUACCGUUUAUAUUCUUUUAUUUUAUAUUACCUGAAAGUCCUCGAUGGCUUGUUAGUAAAGGACGUUUUGAUGAUGCUGAAAAAGUUUUACGUUAUAUUGCAUUAAAAAAUAAACGAGAUUUUGAUCAAAGUGCUUUUGAACAAAUGAAAGAAGAACAAGAAAAAAAUAUGUCUCAUGAACAACAUCAGGAAGGUAUUAAAAUAUUAUUUAAAUCAAGAAUUAUGUUCUUUAUUAGUAUUAAUCUUUUUUUUCAAUGGCUUGUGCAAAAUCUUGUAUUUUAUGGUGUUUCACAAAGCACAGGAACAUGGAACUUAAAUCCAUAUUUAUCAUUUACUAUAAGUGCUUUAGUUGAAUUAUUAGCUUAUGCAGUCGUUCAGUUAAUACUCGAUCGUAUUGGUCGUAAAUUACCUUAUAUUUCAUUUGCAAUUCUAUUUUCUUUUGUUGCAUUUCUUAUUUUACCUAUACAAAAAUAUAUGACAAAAGAUAGCAAUGCUCAAGUUACAUUAUUGAAUAUAAUCAAUAGUACAUUAAAAUUUCUUGCAUCAGGAUCUUAUGCUAUCAUUUAUAUUUAUGCUAAUGAACUAUUUCCAACUAAUGUUAGAAAUACAGGCAUGGGAAUUUGUUCUAUGGUUGCACGUAUUGGUGCUAUUAUUGGUACAUUUUGUAAUGAUUCUUUAACACGUAUUUGGAUUCAUUUACCUGUAUUUUUAUAUGGUAUUGUUUCUCUUGUGGCUGCAAUAUUAGCAUUGACGUUUCCGGAAACCUUAAAUAGACCAUUACCACAAACUGUUGCUGACGUUGAACAGAUGGGUUUAAGAUGUUUUCCAAGUCACAGUGUUGAAAGUACAAUCACUGUAGAUCAAGCAUUACCAGGAAAUAGUGAAGAAGAUAUAUCGAAGAGGGAUUUACAACGACAUGAUAUUGCAGAUAAUAAUUUACUCAGGAAAGAUUUACACAAAACAAAAACUAAUGUGAUACAAAUCUCAAUAAAUUCUAGUUUAAUUGUAUUUCCAAUUUCAUUUCCUUGA
Messenger RNA from Rotaria sordida, 1857 nucleotides. The record is from the annotation of a GenBank genome assembly. Lineage: Eukaryota; Metazoa; Rotifera; Eurotatoria; Philodinida; Philodinidae.